AUGGCAGUUGAUGUUGGUGGGCGUGUCAUAACUGAAGCCGUCACUCUUUCAUCAAUAAUAGACCAGACUGAUGGUAAUCACAGGAUGUUGCAGCAGUUGUUAAGUAAAGGUUAUAAUGUUAAUGUGUGUUACGGUGUUCAGUUGGUUUGUGCUGAUCUCCUUAUAAGGAAAGGAGCUAAUAUUGACCAGCAGGGUUGUACUGUAAUGCAUGUAUCGGCUCAUGAAGGUUUUCAAGCUGGUAUAGAAUACAUAAUGAGCCUGAGACCUGAGAGUGUCCAUGACACAGACAAAAUGGGCAGGACUCCAUUACAUUAUGCUGCAGCAAUGGAUCGUGUUCAUGUUUGUUACCAUUUGCUCAAUAAAGGAGCUGAUGCUAGUCAAAGAGACAGUGACAAUAAGACUCCAUUGGAUUAUGCAUUGAUCAAGCAACAUGAGUUUGUCGUGGCUCUCUUCACUUGUCAUGAUGCAUCAGUUGGGGACUUUAUUAAAAUGCAGAGGAUUGAGGCUGAUACUGGUAGUUUAUACAGUGGUGGUACUGAUGGGUAUGGUUUAGUGUCUGAGAGUGUGUCAUUCAUUGCUCCAUCAGAAUAUGCUAACAGGUCAAGUGUCACUGGUAUCAUUAAUCAUUAUCUUGGAUACUUUAUACCCGGAGAUAAUAAAAGUCCUCCUCUUCAUUAUUAUUUCUGGAUCAAAGGCUCAAAUUUGUACUAGUCUUGAUCAAUCAAGAGACACAACAGAAAGAAAGGGACUAUACUCUCAGUAAUAGGUGGAGCUAGUCAGAGGAUUAAGGACAGGGAGGACUACUCACCAAACGAUCUUCAUUGAUAAAAAAAAUAAAAAAUAAACACAAAAGACGAAUAGUUGCUCGAGAAAUUGACGAUGAAAAAAUGGAUGGACUGCUUCACAUCAUUUUGAGUUCUAUUCACCUGGAUGGAGAAGUAUUUGGUAUAUUCUUAGAUAUACUCAGAGAGGAAGAUAC
Molecule: messenger RNA, 979 nt
Organism: Amphimedon queenslandica
Lineage: Eukaryota; Metazoa; Porifera; Demospongiae; Haplosclerida; Niphatidae
Product: tankyrase-1-like
Exons: 7
Coding region: 1-711 (236 amino acids)
Molecular function (GO): protein binding
Source: RefSeq, a predicted model, not a curated record